GGUAUUUAAUUAUUAACCGUGUUUCAGUUGUUUCGCUCCGUUGCCUGGAGACGGAGCGACCCGCUGUUGCCAUGGGGACCCGACAGCAGCUGCACGCGCAGGUCGUCUGAGGUUCGUGUGCAUCAGGAGAUACCCGUUUUCUACUGGGUGUGGGUCACUUCUGACCCACGUUGCUGCACUUCCAUGAACGUUGUCAGGAUUUCUGGUUCUCUCAGAUGUUCAAAUGCAGCAGGAUGUCUUCUCUGUCCAUGAAGCCGGAUCUCCGUCACACCGUUUCUGAGUGGAGCAGCAACAACCAGCAUCUGUCGGCCGAAGCUCAACACCAACGUUGUGUUUCUGCUGCGAUCCGACAGGAUGGGAGGACGCUGCGCAACGAGACCAGCUGCAAGACGGUUUGGGAUGAGAGCGACUCGUCUCGGAGGCUCAGCGACCGGAUCUGGGAUGUUGGCCGGUGGAAGGACGUGUUGGAAAGCUGUGCUCAGAAAGUGGACGAAGAGAUGGAGGCUCUGACUCUGUCCAAACAGCAGACUGAACAGAACCUGGCCGCCACCGCCGUUCCUCUGGACGUGUCCACCGAGUGUCUGACGCUGAGGGACGGCCGGAGAGGCUUCGAGCUGGUGGUGGAUCCGGUGGAGGAGCAGCUGAAGAAGGAGGUGGAGCUGAUAGAGCGAGUUCAGCAGGUCCUGCAGCAGAACGUGGACAAAACCUUCGAGCAGCUGUGUGUUCUGCAGGAAGCUCGGCACCAGCUGACCUCGGACCUCCAGAACAAGAUGGACGCUCUGGACGUGGACAUGUCCUGUCUGUCGCUCACCAUAAAAUCUCCUCACAUCUCCCUGAAGACAAACCCGACUCGCAUCCCGUCAGGGUCUUCCAGUCCUCAGGAAUGGCUCCAGUUCAGCCAGUAUAACGUGUCCAGAGCCCAUGAAGCCAUGCAGGUUUCCCAGCAGAUGAGGGAGGACAUGAGCCUGACCAGAGCCCAGCUGCAGAAUGAGCUGGAGACUCAACGCAGAGCCACAGAGUUUUCUCUCCGUAAACGGAACCACCAGGAAGAGCAGGCCCGAGAUGAGCUGGAGUGGCAGAUAAGAACCACUGAAAAUGAAAUGUCAGAGAUGGAGAGGGACAUCAGCAGUUUGGACGCAGAUCUGCAGGCGAAGACGGCCAACCUGAAGCUGGCUCACACCAGACUGGAGACCAGAACCACCAGACCUGGGAUGGACCUGUGCAGGGACGAGGUGCAGUUGGGCCUCGUGUCUGAAGUCCAGCAGCUGGAAGCUACGAUCACGGCUCUGAAGCAGAAGAUCUCCGAGGCUCAGAACUCUCUGCAGAAGAUGAAGCUCCAUCAUUCCCGGAUGCUGCAGGAUCUUUCCAGAAAACAAGAAUCUUUGUCUCUGGAGCAGCGAAGCCUGAACACCCGAAACCGCCUCGCCUCCACCUCCAGCACCAAUAAAACUCCAGCUCUGGUGGUUCCCCUCAUGAACUCAAGUGGAAGAAGCAACUUAAAGCUGCUGGCUCAGUAAGAAGAUUGUGUUUCUGGAUCAGAUUUAUUUCUUUUAGGCUCAGAAAUAAUGAGUCGGCAUGACUGGAAAAUGCAGCAAAGCUUUCCUUUGUUUUAUUAAUUAUUCAGAUUAUAUCCAUCAUGUUUCUCCUGUUUCAGAGGCCGUUCUGAUGUGAUUAACUUGCAUUUAUCUGUGUUGUGUUCAGUGACCUAUCUUAUGUGUGUCUCUUUAAUCCUUACAGCAAAGUGUUGUGUCUAAAGUGUGAAUUUAAACGGCUGUUACAAUGAAUUAAACAUCUACUGGUGAAGCUAAA
This is a messenger RNA of Acanthochromis polyacanthus (spiny chromis), 1809 nucleotides long. RefSeq names its product tektin 2 (testicular) (gene tekt2). Bases 216 to 1517 code for a protein of 433 amino acids. Gene Ontology annotation, cellular component: microtubule cytoskeleton; nucleus. The record is from RefSeq and is a predicted model, not a curated record. Gene Ontology annotation, biological process: cilium movement involved in cell motility; cilium assembly. NCBI's taxonomy places the organism in Eukaryota, Metazoa, Chordata, Actinopteri, Pomacentridae. The transcript is spliced from 11 exons.